Triplophysa rosa is the source of this 2788-nucleotide messenger RNA. RefSeq names its product regulator of chromosome condensation 2 (gene rcc2). The record is from RefSeq and is a predicted model, not a curated record. Bases 153 to 1640 code for a protein of 495 amino acids. The transcript is spliced from 13 exons. Lineage: Eukaryota; Metazoa; Chordata; Actinopteri; Cypriniformes; Nemacheilidae.
UUCCAAAUCAAUCAACAAUAAAAAAAAAAACGAGGAAGACGGACAGACAUAAGUAGAGCAUCCGAAUCAGGAAAUCUAUAGCUUCUCGCAUUACAAUCUCAUCUUUAUACAGAACAGAGCCGACGACACUAAACUAGGAUUUUCUACUAACUAUGCCACGCAAGAAGGUGACAGAUGCGUCCGGCAACGGUGGAGUGAAGAGAAAAAGAGCUGGUGGAAAAAAGAAUGAGCGAGAUUUUAGCAGUGACGACGAGUUUGAUGACUUUGAACAAGAAAACUCAAAGAAACCCGGAAAGCCUGCUGUUAAAGCAGGACUGCAGCCUGUCACUGUGGCGGAUGAUGUGAAGGAGAAGAUUAAACUUGAAGUUCCACAAGUCAAAGGUCAAGUGCUUGUUUUUGGAGCCACCAACUGGGAUUUGAUUGGCAGGAAAGAAGUGCCAAAACAACAAGCUGCUUACAGGAACCUUGGGCAGAAUCUGUGGGGUCCACAUCGCUACGGAUGUCUUAAUGAUAUCCAGGUUAGCUAUGUGAUGUCUGGACCCUGUGCUGCCCACAGUCUCCUCAUCACCACAGAGGGCAAACUGUGGAGCUGGGGUCGCAAUGAAAAGGGGCAGUUAGGGCAUGGAGACACUAAACGAUUGGAGGCUCCAAAACUAGUGGAGGGACUGGGAGAGGAAGUGAUUGUAGCAGCUGCCUGUGGUCGAAAUCACACCUUGGCUUUAACAGAAAAUGGUACCGUCUACUCGUUUGGAGAAAAUAAACUGGGACAGCUAGGUCAAGGCAAUCAGACAGAUGCUGUGCUCAGCCCAGCUACAAUCCAAUACAACGGGCAGCCCAUUGUCAAAGUUUCCUGCGGUGCAGAGUUCAGUAUGAUAGUGGACUGCAAGGGGAACCUUUAUUCUUUCGGGUGCCCUGAAUAUGGCCAGCUUGGGCAUAACUCAGACGGAAAGUUCAUUGCUCGUGCCCAGCGCAUCGAGUUUGACUGUGAGCUGAUUCCUAGACGGGUGGCCAUUUUUAUUGAGAAGACCAAGGAUGGCCAAGUGCUUCCUGUGCCCAACGUUGUGGCUCGGGAUGUAGCAUGUGGUGGCAAUCACACGCUGGUUCUGGAUUCCCAGAAGCGUGUGUUUUCCUGGGGAUUUGGGGGAUAUGGUCGUUUAGGUCACGCAGAACAGAAAGAUGAAAUGGUCCCGCGGUUAGUCAAGCUUUUUGACUUCCCUGGCCGUGGAGCAAGCCAAAUAUACUGUGGCUACCAGUGUUCCUUCGCUGUGAAUGAAACGGGUGGACUGUUUUUCUGGGGAGUGACAAACACUUCCCGUGAGUCCACCAUGUACCCUAAAGCUGUGCAGGACCUGUGUGGAUGGAAGGUACGCAGUCUGGGUUGUGGGAAGAGCAGUAUUGUCAUAGCAGCUGAUGAUAGCACCAUUAGCUGGGGACCGUCUCCCACAUUCGGAGAGCUGGGAUAUGGUGACAACAAGCCCAAAUCAUCCACUACUGCUCAAGAGGUUAAAACUCUGGAUGGGGUUUACGCUGAACAGGUGGUCAUGGGCUAUGCACAUUCCCUGGUUAUUGCUCGCCAAGAGACAGAGCAGGAGAAGGAAAGGCUCAAGAAGCUGCCUGAAUACAACCCACGCACACUCUGAUCAGAUACAAUCUUAUAAUUGUUCACAUUUCUCCGGGGGCUUUUUUCUUUAUCAAUGGAUUGGCCCUCUGCUCACUAGGUCAUCUGGGUUUUCACAGUUCGUUUGGGUUGGGAUUUUUUCCUUUUUUAAGGAAAAUUCAUUUUUGAAGCCACAUGCUGGGGUAAAGACUGGGGCAAACACUUUCAAAAGCACUCGGAUUCCACUGGAUCCAUCCCCUUUACUUUAACAUUCCUGAGGGAAGGCUGUCAUGUGUUUUUGUUUUGUUUCGUUCUGUAAUGACUGACAUCCAUGUCUGCUCUCUUCCAAAACUGGUGCUAAAUCAUUCUAAUGCAGACUAUCAAAUGGGCUAAUGGUUAACUAAAAAGACAAACUCACUCCAUACUUGUGCCUUUUUAAGUGAGGUGAUUCAGGCAGUGGACGUUUGGUUAUUCCAACAACAAAUCACCUCACACGUGUUACGGGGCACAUCACCUUUUUAAACAUCACUUUCAUUACUUCCAUCACCAUCGUACAUAAGAACAACAUUUCAAGGAGAGACCAUAUGAGCGGUAAGAUCUUUUCUCAGAUUUAAGAUGGGCUUCUCUAUUACAAUCAGGGACGUAUUUUCAUAACCUGCAAUGCAAGCAAGCCGUCAGAUGUGAGGAUAUUGAAAAGUAUUAUACUCGGACUUCGUUUUCUAGAAAUGCAAAUCAUUUAUAUUUACAUCAAAUCAUCUUCAUGCCUUUGCUAGUAUUAUAAACUACAGAAAUGCUGUUCUCGUGUUGAUUUUAGCAUGUUUUGGAAUUAAUGGAUUUGAUGUUGAGAAGUGUAGGACUGUCCCAUUAACUGGGACCACAAUGUUCUUUACAGAGUUUGCGUCAUUUCAUGCAAUAUGUUGAGUACUGUGCCAUUUCUGUGUUCACCAGGGCUUAAACUGUGAUCACAUUCUUUCAUCUUAAGUUCACACACACGAGUCCAUUCUCAGUUUGCAGGCAAGCAGCAAGCUGAUGUGUUUUAUAUGGAAACAACAGUUUUAAAUUUUGUGUACUUGCAAGAAUCUAGUUCAUUUGUCUAGACUGUGUACGUCCAGGAACUGGAAUUCCAACUUGUUUUUUGAUUUCUGAAAUGUUUUUUUUUCUUAUUAUUAAAUAAAGGUUCAUGUAAUUUGG